This is a messenger RNA of Oryza sativa Japonica Group (Japanese rice), 1778 nucleotides long. Its product is annotated as rhodanese-like domain-containing protein 8, chloroplastic. The record is from RefSeq and is a predicted model, not a curated record. Lineage: Eukaryota; Viridiplantae; Streptophyta; Magnoliopsida; Poales; Poaceae.
AAGAAGAAGAAGAAGAGGAUAGAAUAGAAGGGGAGGAGGAGAGACGAGAGGAGUGGUUGUGGCCAUGGCCAUGGCGGCCGCCGUCCACCGCUUCCUUGGCGUAUUUCCCGCCCCGUCGACGCCCACGCCUCCGCCUCGACAACUAUCGCCUCGCCCCCAUCACAUUCCUCCUUCCCUCGUCCGAUGUUGUUCCUCGUCCCCCGUAUGCGCCGCCACAGUUGCAGUUGCACAACCCCAAGAGUUCGUCGUCGUCACCUUCUAUAAGUUCGUCUCCAUCGACGACCCCCGCGCCGAGGUGUCCAGGCACCUCCACUUCCUCCAGGGCCGCGACAUACAUGGCCGCAUUUACAUGAACGAGCAGGGAAUCAAUGCCCAGUACAGUGGUCCACAUAAAGAUGCGGUAGCAUAUGCAGACUGGCUUAGAAAAGACCAUCGAUUUCGUGAUCUACUUGUCCAAACUUCACCAUCGUUAUGUGGCCAUGCUUUUCCUCGCUUGAAACUGCGGUACAAACCAUCGCUUGUUCAGUUGGAAGGAGGUUGUUCACAUCUUCCUUUGGUGGACCCUAGCAUGCGUGCUACACCAUUGACUCCAUCAGAGUGGAGGGAAAGACUUGAAGCUAGAAAAUGCCUUGAUGUGUCAUCGAGUGAAGCAGCUGGAGAUAGCUCUGGAAGGAGGCUUUUGCUCCUCGAUGUCAGGAAUGAUUAUGAAUGGGAUAUUGGACAUUUUCAAGGAGCUCAGCGACCUAAUGUGGACUGCUUCAGGAGCACAUCCUUUGGGCUCUCAGAGUCAGAGCAGGAGAUGGAUUCUUCAGAUCCUCUAAAUGGUAUAGACAAAGAAAAUACAGAUAUAUUAAUGUACUGCACUGGUGGCAUAAGAUGUGAUGUGUAUUCAACAAUUCUUAGGAAGAAGGGCUUCCGGAACCUGUAUACAUUGAAGGGAGGAGUGUCCAAUUAUCUGAAGGAGGAGGGGUCUGCAGGAUGGGUGGGGAAUUUGUUCGUGUUUGAUGGACGGCUCUCCCUGCCACCGGCAACGUACAAGCCUGGAGCAGGUGAUGAUGAUGAUGAGGAGGAGGAGGAGGGGAGAAACAGAAGCAGUUCAGAGCUGGGGAGAUGCUAUGCAUGUGGGUCAGAGGUGGUUGAGUUGAGGCACCGGAACUGCGCAAACAUCGACUGCAACCGGCUUUACCUGUGCUGCGGGCGAUGCGUGGAGGAGCUGAGAGGAUGCUGCGGUGAGGGCUGCACCGCCGCGCCUCGCCUGCGACCGCUGCUGCCAUCACACCAGAGAUACCACAAGUGGCAUCUCUACCGCCAUUUGGACCUGGGGGCACCAUCAUCUCCAUCCUAGCUUACUAGUAUAGUACUCCAUGCUGCCAUGCAUUUGGAUGGAUUGGAUUGGAUUUUCCUGUUGUUUCCUGCACGCUUAACUGUGCGUGUAGUCUCAUCUGUCAUGCCCCAAGUCUCAAAUCUGCCUGCCUUCUUUCAGCUUCAGUUGGUACCAAAGCUGACUCACCUCCACGACGACCUUCUCUUAAUUUUCCUCUUGGCCAGCCUCCUCUUUACUUUCGGUGGAUUCCUAUGUAUAGUCCCUUUAUUGAUUAUGUAUAUUUUGAUUAGGGACACGUCUACACGGCGACCACUUCAUCCCAAGUGUAAACCCUCCUUUUCAGCUUCUAAAAAUAGCAAAAGAAGCACUUUGCAUGGAUGUACCCCGACUGACCGAUACCAUUGGAAAUAAGGGUAUGAAAACAGUAUGGAAAUUUUGCGUGUUCGUAUCUCAA